UUCUGCGUCUUCGCAAUAGGAAGUCUUUGCGGCUUUCAGACACUUCAUUUGAGACGUGUCAUGUAUUAAAAAACAAUUUACAAAAAAGUGUUGACGUGCGGACGUUACGCUCGACAGACCACAAGAGCAGACUUAGCUGACAGAGAGAUUAUGAGGGCCAGACAGAAGCAGGCACCAGGGAGCCUUCUGUGUCUGCAGAGAUCGUCUCUACUUCAGACCAAGACAGGAAGUGCCGUUUGCUGCAAAACUUAAACGGAUGGAGGAAUCGAGUUUGUGCCUUGGCGUGUCCUCAGCGGUACCUGAAGCGGACGGCCACCUGAGCAGCGCAGCACUCAACGGCCGCUAUCCUGUGAGCCAGAAGCUGCAGCAGCUCACCUCCCAGCUCAGCCAUGGCUUCUCCGAGCUCCCCGGCCGCCAGCAGACCCCGGAGGAGAAAGCCGCCACCCCGCUGGAUGAGAAGAGCCACUCGGUCCUGGCCAGCCCUCCAAUCAGCAGCCAGAUGGCCCUGCUGGCCAAUCAGCUCAACCGGGACAUGGACGCCAGCGGCCUGGGCCUGAACGGGAGGGUGGAGCUUCAGCACUUCCUCAACGGGCAGAACCUGGGCCUCAUGUCUCAGCUCAAUGACAUGGAGGACGACGCCCGCAAGAACAGGAAGUACCCGUGCCCGCUGUGCGGCAAGCGCUUCCGCUUCAACAGCAUCCUCUCGCUGCACAUGCGCACGCACACGGGCGAGAAGCCCUUCAAGUGCCCCUACUGCGACCACCGGGCGGCGCAGAAGGGCAACCUGAAGAUCCACCUGCGCACCCACAAGCUGGGCAACCUGGGCAAGGGCCGCGGCCGGGUGCGCGAGGAGAACCGGCUGCUGCACGAGCUGGAGGAGCGGGCCAUCCUGAGGGACAAGCAGCUGAGGAGCAGCCUGGCCCAGCCGCGGCUCGACAUCAGACAGCCCUCCCUGCCCUUCCAGCAGCCCCAGAACCACCAACACCUCCAGCACCACCCUCCGCACCACCUGCCCACGGUGCACACCCAGCAGCAGCAGCAGCAGCCUACAUCCGCUUGCAGCCUCCUCACCCCGACCAGCCUGGGAGUCCCCGACAACCAGUCCCCCCUGCCUCGGCCGUCCCCGUCCCCGAAGCCGGCCAGCGCCCUGGACGAACAGGUGGCCCCGCCGGCGCCCGCCCCGGCCCCCGCCCCCGCGGCGGGGUUCCGCUGCACCUUCUGCAAGGGCAAGUUCAAGAAGCGGGAGGAGCUGGACCGACACAUCCGCAUCCUGCACAAGCCCUACAAGUGCACGCUCUGCGAGUUCGCCACAUCCCAGGAGGAGGACCUCAUCGCCCACGUGGAGAAGGCCCACAUCACCGCCGAGUCGGCCCAGGGGCAGGGAGGCCUGGCGGGCGGGGCCAGCGGGGAGAAGCCCGUCAACGAGUUCCGCUGCGAGGUGUGCAGCCAGACCUUCAGCCAGGCCUGGUUCCUGAAGGGUCACAUGCGGAAGCACAAGGACUCCUUCGAGCACAGCUGCCAGAUCUGCGGCCGGCGCUUCAAGGAGCCCUGGUUUCUUAAGAACCACAUGAAGGUCCACCUGAACAAACUCAACGCGAAGUCGAAGCCCCAAGCCGACCAAGAAGCAUCGAUGAAAAUGAACCACCUGGCGCAAGAGGCUCAUGCCAACCUCUACUCGCGCUACAUCUCCUGCCUACAAGGUGGGUUCCUCUCACCUGACAAGGCGGCCCUUUCCGAGCAGCACCCCCUCCUGGCUAAAGCAGGGAUUGCCAUGAAGGAGAAGGACAUUCCAGGGAAACUGCAUGGGCCGAUCGUGGGCAUGGGCCACGCUUCAGCAGAAAGGGAUAAGCGCUCCCUCAUGGGCUGCCUAAACCUGGUUCCCCCCCUCAAGUCCAGCUGCAUGGAGCACCUGCAGGCUGCUGCUAAGGUGGCAGAGAUGGACCCUCUCAACAGCUACCAGGCCUGGCAAAUCAUGGCACGGGGGAUGGCUAUGGACCGGUCCUUCAUGCCUAAGGAGCAGUACCACAUGCCUCGAAUCUCGGACGAGGACGCGGUGGCCGCGAGGAUGAUCUACGGCAAGGAGAAGCACGACUAUCCGGGAAUGGGGCCCGACGGCUCCAGGCGGAAGCAGCACGUGGACGGGAUGAUGGGAGCGGCCAGGGGGCCCAACGUGCUGCCCUGCAAGGACAACGGCAGCUUCAACGGCAGUCGAGAGUUCCACGGCCCGCACGGCGGAGGAGCGACCGGCCCGGCCCACAGCCAGGAGUACGGCCUGCCGGGCGUGAAGGAGAAGCACACCGAGUGCCCGGACUGCGGCCGGGCCUUCAGGACGUACCACCAGAUGGUGGUCCACUCCCGGGUGCACAGCAAGGAGCGGCAGCCUGCGGACGGCACCGUCCACCAUCGUCUGGGCCUGGACGAGCGGCGCGGCUCCGCCAGCGACCCCGAGUCCCAGUCCAUCAGCCGCUCCACCACGCCGGGCUCCUCCAACGUGACGGAGGACAGCGGGCCCGGUGGAGGACAGUCCCGGGCCGGGAGCACGCAGGAGGAUAGCCCUCACCCGUCUCCGCCCUCCUCAGACGCCGGAGACGAGGGGGGCAGAUCCGGGGGUGUCCAGCAGCACAGGGACCGGACCCAGGGGGGGUUAAGCUCAAAGGACUGCCCCUACUGUGGGAAAGCCUUCCGGACCACCCACCACCUCAAGGUCCACCUGCGGAUACACACAGGUGAGAAACCGUACAGGUGUCCGCACUGCGACUACGCCGGCACGCAGUCAGCCUCGCUGAAGUACCACCUGGAGCGUCAUCACCGGGAGCGGCACAACAACGGGGGACCCUCCUCCUCGUCCUCUCACCCCCAGGAGGAGCACCCGGGGAGCAAGAGCGGGGCCUUCCUGCGGCCGGACGUGCUGCACGGGGUCAUUAAAGGCAUGCCCGGCGGGGUGGAUCUGAGAGGGGGCCCUCUGCACCCUCAUCCUUGGGGCCCGCUGGGGAUGUUGUCCCCAAGAGACCGAGACCGGGAUCAGGAACUGGACCGGGAGCACCUUGGCCACGGCACCUCUGAAAGUGCUUCAGAGACCAUGAAGGCCCACGAGCUGGCGUUGGAGGGAGGCCCCGCUGGCUUCCCGGACCUGAGCCGGGUUUACCAGAGCAUGGCAGGCAACGGGGUCAACUUCCCAGGGUCCCUGCAGGCCUUCAUGGACAGCUUCACCCUCAACUCCAUGAAGAGGGAGAAAGAGGCCAGGGAGGCGCGUCGAGAGUCCAGCAGCAGGCUAGGGGAGAACGGGGAGGAAGACAAGGCGGCGGACGCCAAGCCUCCCAAGAACAAGCCCCAGAGGUCGCAGUACGAGCCUCUCGAUCUGUCAUACAGGCCCGACUCCGCCUCGCUGCCCGGCUCAACUGUCACCAUGAGGGACGACAUGGCCUGGCACAGCUGCCUCUUCUGCUCCUUCUCCAGCCCGUCGGUGGAGAUCAUGGCCCUCCACCUGGACGCCCACCACCUGGGAGGUCGGCCGAAACGCAAGGAGGGCGGCAUCCUGGAUGAGAAAGGGUCUGUCCGGGACCAGCUGUGGGAGGCGUCCUCGGUCGGCAAAGCCGGACUAACCUCUCCCAUGCUCAGGCAUGGAGGUGCAGGACUCUCCUUUAGGGAGGUCGCAGAAACAGAUUCGAUAAUCCGGCAGGAAGCCGGCAAGGAGGUGGCGGAGGAAGCCAGGAGUCCAUCCUGGUCCGAUCGUGCAGAGGCCACCAAUCCGGGAGGAUUCGAGGAUAGCUUCCUGAAGCCGGUGGGCAUGCCACCUGAGGCCCAAGUGGGCAUGUCUGGUCCCCAGGGGUUUGCAAAUUCACGUCUAGAGUCACCUGAAGUGCCGGCGUGGCCUUUCGACCCGCCGGGCGCGAGCGGAAGGGGAGAGGACACUGCGGAGGCGCCCAGUAAGGAGGCGCACGAUGACAGCAGAGAGGAGUCUGAUGAAGAGCAGCCAGAGGAGGACGCCGAGCUGGCAGAGCCCGUUGGAAAGGGCCCGGAGUCCGACGAGGAAGAGGAUGAGAUGGACACAGACGAGGACGAAGAGCGGGACGGCGACUGUGGAAGCGGCGGGAAGGGCAGUUCGCCCGAGGACUCGGAGCGCCGGUCCCCCCAGCUCACGGACAUGCCGUGGCAGGGACCGGACCGCUGUUCGCCUCCCGAGCGCCCCAUGAACACGCUGUCUAUCCUGAGGGCCUACAGCGUGGAGAACCUCGCCGCUUUCAACGGCCUGGGAGAGGGAGCGGGCAGCCCUGGGGCUGGCAAGAGAACCGACCCAGCCGGUCAGAAGCCAUUCCAGUGUCAGUACUGCACGUACAGCGCUUCUCAGAAGGGCAACCUGAAAACCCACGUGCUGUGCGUCCACCGCCGGCCCUUUGACAACAGCCAGUACCCCGACCGCCGUUUCAAACGCUCCCGCAUGGACUCAGACACCUCCGAGGAGGGCCACCCCACCAACGACUCCGCUCACCUCCAGGAGUGACAUCACAGAAGGGCCCCCGAGGACCAUGGCAACCGCCGCCCCGGCAACAAGCGUAACAGAAAUGCUGACUGUUGGAGGAAGCUUCAGUCGCAGUUACAGUGUACAUUCCACGUGCGUUUUCAGCGACAUUUACUGCCGUGACAUGACAGAGGUACAGGAUGAUUAGCCUCACGCGCUGCUCACACAGUGUUUACGUAGCAACAACAACAGCAACAACAAGUCGACUGUCAACAACGAGUGGAGAGGGGAAGAUCACGAGAAUGAUUUAUUUAUUUUUUUGUAUUUACAGUACGUGAAAUGAUUAUAUUGAAUUGAUAAUUACACAAGGAGGGACUUGAAGAAAAACAAUCUUUGGAAUUAUUAUUUUUCCCCAAAAAGUGAUAUUUUGCUUGAAAAGAAAAUGACACGUGCAGCCUUUCUCAGCAGGGUCACCAUAACUGGCCCACAAUGCAACGGGACUGGCCACACACUAUCACUUAGGUUCUCAGUUUCUUGAAUUGGAAUAACUGUGACUUAUUAAAUUGAGCUUAAAAAAACAUCUGCAGGUACAUGGAAUGCUAUUUUUUUUUGGUAUUGACAAGGAAAGGCAUUGACCAUUUUUGCCUAAAAUGUCCCCCAUAUUGCUGUCUAACCACAGUGUGGUAUGUGCUUGACACAGAGUAACACAUUCACGUCUAAUCAGUGUAAAAUCAGCACCGAUAGUGUACUUUUAACAAAAGAGUAUAGAGUACAUUCAGGCCCCGCUGAACUGUCAUUUUUCUGAACAUUAAUGAAUGGGAUGUGACUAACAAAUGGAUAUAAUAUUUACGUGAACAUGUUGCUGAAAGUGUACGGCGGGUUGUUUUAACGAAGGGCCAGUACGUGUAUGAAUGACAGAGAUGUCACAGGUUACUGAACGUGGCGCGACAUGUUCAUAAAAACUUCACAAAGCAGACAUGGCAUUCUCUAACACUUCCUGAAGCUCCAGUCCAAGACGGAUUGUUUGUACUUGAGCUUGACUCCGGAUUCAAAAUGAAGGAAUUUCCUACAGUGCUUUGAAGACUCAUAGGACUACAUGCCGAGUGUACAACAGCUAAAAAUAGUUUCCUGCUUCUGUGUCUCCAACAUAAAUGUCAGUGUGAGCUGUUUCUUUGUUUUUGUAAAACAUAAAUUUGUUCUAUAUUUUUUAUCAAUUUAAGCUUUUGUACAAUUCAGAUUUCCGAUGUUUUGUUUGUUUUUUUUGUACAGUACAUUUUAUGAGUAUAAUGAAGGCUCUCUACUUUCCCCUGUUGUUUUUGUUUUAAUAUGUUAUUUUACUUCGGAAAGGUUAAUAACAUGCAAGGUUUAAUUGGUACAGUAUGUAAUCAAGCUGGUAAGGUUGAAAGUGCUGACUUUCACGACGAGUUUUUGUCAAAGGCAAUAGAAGAGUGAGAAAGAAAAAUGAGUUUUUUUGCGUUGCUGAAAAAACAGCAUAAAAUAAAUUUUCUGGACUGUAAGACGGUGUCCGUUCCCAUGCAGGCAGGGAGUGAACACGAGAGUCCAGAGCCUUAAAACCUUUAGCUCUGCCUAACGCAGUUUACUUAGACACUAAACUGCAGCUCCUGUAAAUAUCUCAAUCUACACUUAACCCUGAGAACAGAGUAAGCAUAUCUCAGGAUAAGAAGAUGAAGAAAAAAAAAAAAGAUGGUUUACAUAUUAUGUUGUAAAAAAAAAUGAAAUAAAAAUAAAAAAUAUGAAAAAAAAAAAUACUACAAGAAACGCCAUGUAAAUGAUGUUGCUUUGGAAUUAGAAAAUUUCUGGCAUAAACAA
This is a messenger RNA of Conger conger (European conger), 6289 nucleotides long. RefSeq names its product zinc finger protein 536-like. The coding region runs from base 257 to 4501 and encodes 1414 amino acids. Gene Ontology annotation, cellular component: nucleus. Gene Ontology annotation, biological process: regulation of DNA-templated transcription. The transcript has 5 exons. Gene Ontology annotation, molecular function: DNA-binding transcription factor activity, RNA polymerase II-specific; RNA polymerase II cis-regulatory region sequence-specific DNA binding. Lineage: Eukaryota; Metazoa; Chordata; Actinopteri; Anguilliformes; Congridae. The record is from RefSeq and is a predicted model, not a curated record.